AUGCUGGAAGCUUUUGAGUACAAAAGUCGCAGGAACUACCGGCUUGGCAGCCCAGUAGCGUAUAACAUCUACCAGAGCGGCGAGACGGGCAGCGGCAAGGACCCCUUCGAGGAGAUCAAGAAGAUCACCAAGGCCAAGCAGCCCAGCUUAACAGCCGGCUCCGCCUUGGCGGUGGAGGCCAUGAGCGCCCCAACCGGGCCCACGACCAUCGCCCUCCUCUUCCCAGGGCAAGGCUCCCAGUAUGUCAAGAUGCUGGAGGGCCUGAAGGACGACGCGAACGUCAAGCAGAUGAUCGCCACUGCCCAGUCGGUGCUGGGCUACGACAUCCUCGAGGUGUGCCUGAACGGACCUGAGGAGAAGCUUGAGGAGACCAGCGUUUGCCAGCCAGCCAUGUUCUUGGCAGGCAUGGCAGGCCUCGAGAAGCUCAAGAAGUCUCGACCUGAGGCCGUCGAGCGGCCGGGGGCGGUGGCAGGACUGUCGCUGGGCGAGUACACGGCUCUUUGCGCGGCCGGCGUCUUCAGUUUCGAAGAAGGCGCUGAGCGCUGCGGUUGA
Messenger RNA from Symbiodinium natans, 552 nucleotides. The record is from the annotation of a GenBank genome assembly. Lineage: Eukaryota; Dinophyceae; Suessiales; Symbiodiniaceae.